AUGGAUUCGUCUUUAAUUGUAGCUGUAAGGUUGAGGCCAUUCACGAAAAAUGAGGCUUCGGAUGGGUCAGUGUGUCUGGCGAGUAUGCCAAAACCUGGCAUUGUUCAUAUAUACGAACCUGGUCUCAAGAACAAAAAUGUCCGUGAAUAUAAAUAUGACCACACAUUCUGGUCCCUAGACACAGAAAAAAGUUCCAUACCAUAUGCAAGUCAGGAAACGGUCUAUACCACAAUCGGUUAUCCUUUACUACUCAAGACCCUCGAUGGAUUCAACACAUGCAUUUUCGCGUACGGCAUGACUUCUUCAGGAAAGACCUAUAGUAUAACUGGUCCACCGAAUGAUCCAGGGAUCAUUCCUCGAAUUAUCAAAGACUUAUUUGAAAAUAUUGAAAAAAGAACGAUAUAUAAUGAACGGAUACGUGAUCUUCUCUGCCUAAAUCCAUCUGGAAACGGGCUUGUGGUUCGUGAGCAUCCAGUAACUGGCCCUUAUAUUGAUGGUUUAUUAUGUAAAGAUGUCUUUUGUGAGUCUGAUGUCACUAACUGGCUUGAUUUUGGAGGUCGUGUACGCACUGUUGCUGCAACUCCCUUAAAUGAAAACAGUAGCCGGUCACAUACUGUACUUGUUUUGUCGGUGACCAGGCGUUCCACUACUAAAUAUUCUCUAGGAGAUGUUGACAAUGUAUAUAAUAGUCGGAUUACUAUUGUUGAUCUUGCCGGCAGUGAACGCCAGACAUCGUCAUCCACUGUGGGUGGACGUUUUAUUGAAAGUUGUCAAAUCAACAAGUCUUUAUUCACUCUUGGCAAGGUUAUUACACAACUUUCUCAAAAUGCUGCCAACAAUAAAAGACCUAUGACAAUUAUAGAGCAAAGAUCAGCUGUUCGAAAUGUUCCUCCAGUGACUUCAGUCACUCCGUGUCGAUUAAUUAAUAAAAGAAAAGAUUUUGUUUCUUAUCGGGAUUCAUUACUAACCUGGCUACUGAAGGAUAGUUUAGGAGGGAAUGCAAUAACUGUAAUGCUAGCAACAAUCAGUCCAUGUAUUUCGCAUUACGAUGAAACGUUGAGUACUUUACGUUAUGCUAAGAAAGCCUCAUCUAUUGUUAAUUCAGCAGUGGUCAAUGAAGAUCCGAAAAGCCGGUUAAUUCGUGAAUUAAUGUCUGAAAUACGUGCAUUACGUGAAAAAGUAUCAUCAGUUUCAUAUGAGUCCGGUACAAGUCAAGCAUAUGAGAUGGCUAAACUAAAAGAAUUGAUUUCACUCCGUGAAGAUGAUGUCCACCAAUUACGAAGGAGACUAACUGAUCGUCAUUUCCCGCAUAGAAGUAAGUCUACGGAGGCCGCCACUAUCACAACGGAACGAUGCAAGUCAACUCAAACUUCAGAAGAAUUGUAUUCUGUUGAACCGGAUCCACUGUUUCAAGUUUCUCGCAAUUCACUUUUCAAUGAAAACCGUAGAAGUGUAAUUAAAACACCAUUACGCCAAAAGAAUGAAAACAAUGUAUCAGAUUCUCAAGAUUCACAACCACCAUUACCGUCCACAUGUGAUGUUCCCACUUCUAUUGGUCAUUCUUUAUUGUGUAGUCCAGAAAAACAUUGUGAACUGAUUGAACAAAUUAAGAAUUUAAAGUGUUCUUUGAAAUCUGCACAAGAUAAAUUGAUGAGAGAAUCUCUGUCAGCGAAAUCUGCCAAUUGUAAAGUAGAGGAGCUUAGUCAGAAGGUGUGUAGAUUGGAGGAAAAUCUGGCCUCUCAAACAUGUUUACUUCAAAAUUUUAGACAAGCAUUUGACAGUUUGAAUCGAAACUAUCAAUCAGUUUUACAAUCACUGCCCCACUUGCUGAAGAAGGUUGCACGUGUAGCUGAACCUAAUUGUGUACUUGGCGAUAUUACUAGUCAACUGAACCAGUGUUUGGAUCUACGUCCUGGCUGCAUUCCUGUGGACGGAUCUUCAGCCAAUCUUCAAAGACAUACUGUCCUUUCCUGUAUACCUGAAAAGCCCAGAAAAAAUGAAGAUGAAUCACAGUUCCCAAGGUAG
Trichobilharzia regenti is the source of this 2025-nucleotide messenger RNA. The record is from the annotation of a GenBank genome assembly. Lineage: Eukaryota; Metazoa; Platyhelminthes; Trematoda; Strigeidida; Schistosomatidae.